Molecule: messenger RNA, 1743 nt
Organism: Xenopus laevis (African clawed frog)
Lineage: Eukaryota; Metazoa; Chordata; Amphibia; Anura; Pipidae
Product: oocyte zinc finger protein XlCOF7.2-like
Exons: 3
Coding region: 1-1407 (468 amino acids)
Source: RefSeq, a predicted model, not a curated record
AUGUCCAACAUCAUCCAGCUGCUGACUGGAGAGGUUGCCAUAAGGACUCAUCAUGUUUCCAUCUAUUUUUCCUUGGACGAGUGGGACUAUAUAAAAGGAAACAAGGACCUUUAUGAGGAAGGGAUGAAGGAGGAGGGGCCCCAGCAGCUCCGCUCAGUAGAUUGUGAAUAUGAAGAUAUUACAGCUAAUCUGGGAGCAACAGUAUCUUGUAAUGAUGACCUGAGGGAGAUUUUGGAUGACGGAACAAAAGGAAAUCUCACAAACCCUCCGGUGGAACAUCCGCCAUCAUCAAAUGUUAUUAAAGAGGAAGUGACUUCAUGUGAAGAGGGAAACCAAUCAGAUUGCAGCAUUAAUCCACUUACAGAACAGAUACAGGGAACAGAUACACCUACUCCUAUCAUGGGAUGCAGCCUGAAUAACAGCUUGGUAGAUAAUUAUAUCUUAAAUGGUAUUAAUGAGCAGUCAGCUUCAUGGAAAGGAGACAACCAAUCAGAUUGCAGCAUUAAUCCACUUACAGAACAGAUACAGGGAACAGAUACCUAUUCUCCUCCUAUCAUGGGAUGCAGCCUGAAUAACAGAUUUGCAGACAGGUAUAUAUCAGAUGAUAUAAAAGUGGAGGUGGCUCCAUGUGAAGAAGGAAACCUUAUUGUUUCAAAAUCAAUACAGGAAAUCAAUACAUCUGCUGCUAUUAUGGGAACAGCUACACCUGAUCUUUUGAUGGGAUACAGCCUGAAUACCAGUUUGUCAACCAGUUAUGUAUCAAAUGAGAUCAAAGAGGAAGUGACUUCAUGGGAAGGAGGAAACCAAUCAGAUUGCAUCAUUAAUCCACUUGCAGAACAGAUACAGGGAACGGAUACACACAGUACAACAUUCAUGCAAUCCAGCCUGAAUUAUAAUUUAUCAGCAACUAACUGGAAUGAAGAUAUUGAGAACCUCAGUACAGCCACACAAAUGUGUCCCCAGAGCAUACACUCUAUGCAAGGCUCCGAGUGCCGAGGCUUCAGAAGACAGAGAACUCUUGGAAGACCUCAGAAGACUCACACGGGAGAGAAACCAUAUUCUUGCUCCGAGUGUGGCAAAUGCUUCAGGCAAUGCUCCCAGCUCACCGUACAUCAGAGAACUCACACAGGGGAGAAACCCUACGCUUGCUUCAUAUGUGGGAAAUGCUUUGCUCAGAGCUCCCAGCUUUCUGUACAUCGCAAAAUUCACACAGGGGAGAAACCCUACUCCUGCGCUGAAUGCGGCAAAUGCUUUACCCAACGCUCAAGUCUUAAAAUCCACCAGAAAAUCCACACAGGGGAGAAACCGUACUCUUGUUCUGAGUGUGGCAAAUGUUUUACACGCCGCUCGCACCUUAUCGUACAUUACAGAGUUCACCAGAAAUCAUUUUUGGCUCACGCACGAUGACCCUACGAUUGCUUCUAAAACUGGGAUUAUGAAUUUAUGAGUCGAAAAUGGCUCAAUUUAUAGCGGCCAUGUGAAAGGAUUUAUUUUUUUAAUCAAAUCAAUCAUUUAUAUGUCAACAAACCUCAUUUGCACCCACAAAAGUGCAACUCUCCAUUUGUCAGUGUUUGUUUACACUGGAAGAAUGGGGAGGGUGCGGUUCAGGAUGCUCCCGAUGUAUGAAGACAAGUUCAGCAGGGGCUACUGGGAAUUAAAGGGUUAACUGCCUAUCACUGGCCCUGCUUGACCAAUGAAACAAGGCGUCUUCAGAUUUUGCUUAAUAAAAGUAGUUCCACAGUU